Anopheles maculipalpis is the source of this 1587-nucleotide messenger RNA. RefSeq lists its product as uncharacterized. Bases 1 to 1587 code for a protein of 528 amino acids. Gene Ontology annotation, cellular component: nucleus; cytoplasm. Gene Ontology annotation, molecular function: O-methyltransferase activity; RNA methyltransferase activity. Gene Ontology annotation, biological process: siRNA processing; RNA methylation; piRNA processing. The record is from RefSeq and is a predicted model, not a curated record. Lineage: Eukaryota; Metazoa; Arthropoda; Insecta; Diptera; Culicidae. The transcript is spliced from 4 exons.
AUGGAGCAUAUAAAGCUGACGACAAGCUUUUCCAACAGCUGCUUCUACGACGAAAACAAGCAGAUACGCUUCGAUCCUCCGGUUUACGAGCAGCGAUACUCGGCCAUUAUAAGCCUGCUCGAGCUGGAUCAUUGGAAGGAUUCAUUUAAGAAGAUCGUCGAAUUUGGCUGCGCCGAAAUGAAAUUCUUUCGACUGUUGCGUUCACUGCCAGCCGUAGAGAAGAUACUAGAGGUUGAUAUUGAUGACAAAAUUUUACAACAAUGUCGUAACCUGGUACGGCCACUGCUUAACGAUCACCUGUCACCAUCGGUCAAACCGCUCACCGUAGAAGUCUGGCGUGGAAACAUUGCCGAACCUCACGAAUGUCUCGAAGGAACGGAUGUGGUCAUUGGAAUCGAAAUCAUCGAACAUUUGCACCAGCCAAUCCUGGACAAGGUGCCGGAUAAUGUGUUUGGAUUCAUCAAACCGAAGGUAGCAUUCUUCUCCACACCGAACGCCGAUUACAACGUGCUGUUUGAUGGUUUGCUUGAGAACGGGUUCCGCCAUCCUGAUCACAAGUUCGAGUGGACUCGGCGACAGUUUGAAGAAUGGGCCGAAUCGAUCUGUCAACGGUAUCCCGAUUACUGUGCAAAGUAUUUCGGCAUUGGUCCUGCUCCUGUGGGUUCGGAGUCGGUUGGAUGUGUGAGCCAGUUAGCCGUUUUUGUGCGACGCGAUUUUCUGGCCACUUUGCCACAGCCAGUAGAAUCAUUAGAAUCUACAGCGAAGGAGGAGAUAACAGUUCCUGACGAAUCGUUCGGGGUUGAUCAACGAUCAGUGGGCGAUAGUGCAGUGGCCGCACGCCCGCACGCGAUAUAUCUGGAAGAAAAUGGAGAAAUAGUUUUGAUUCAACCACCAACGGAUGAAGCCGCCUCAGAGUCACAGGCCAGCGGAGAACCUGCUGUUGGUGGGGGUCAGCUUUUCGAGGACGAUAUCGUGGCUGAAGAGCGUCUGAGGGAUGAUGAUGACUAUGAUGGGUAUGGUGACGACGGGGACUAUGAGGAUAAUGAUGACAUGAUCGAUAUGUACAUUCCGGAAGAGGUAGUUCGUGAAAUGCGUACCCGAAACGAUAGCGGUAACUUCGAGGAGGAAGAACUGAUCGAACCGGAGCGUGAGUAUUGGUUGAUAGCGAAUGAAGUGUACCCGGUAGCAGCACCCGACAAUCGAACGCGCGAACAACACAUUAAAGAUGCGGCCGAAUAUCAGCUUCGACGGCUGCGUAACUUUGGGGAAGAUUUUCUAUCACCGGAGCAGGAUCGCUAUCUUAUACCGCUGCAGACCGUACAUGAUUGUAUGAAUAUGCAGGUGGCAAUUGACGAGGUGCGACAAGCAUUAUCACGGGUGGGAUAUAAUGUUGGAGCGGAUGAUAUCGUUGUUUUGCCACUUGAAGAUGAGGACGACGGCAGUGGCGACGAUUCGGAUGAGGAUCGGUUCUACGAUUAUACGGAUUAUGAUGACCGGUAUCCGACAUGGGAUGAUAAUGAAGCAGCAAAGGCAAGUCAAGGAGUGGUGGCCAUGACGCUGGAGGAUUGUGAUGAGAUCUGGGACUGA